This is a messenger RNA of Triticum turgidum subsp. durum (durum wheat), 2025 nucleotides long. The record is from the annotation of a GenBank genome assembly. Lineage: Eukaryota; Viridiplantae; Streptophyta; Magnoliopsida; Poales; Poaceae.
AUGCUUGUUUUGCUCAUACUUGCCAUGCUAGGGAUGGCUGAAGCACGAGCAUCUGCAGUUGUGAGAAGCUUAGAUGGGAGCACCACCCAGCCUCUGAACCGCCUGAUGAUCGGUCGGUUGGACGCAGGCAUGGGUUCUUCAAAUUUGACUCUCAGCUGUGCCAAUAGAUGCGGUCACUUGACCUUCAGCUACCCAUUCGGCAUAGGAGCUGGUUGCUUCAGGAAUCCUGAAUUCAGUCUCAUUUGCAACCACACGACCAAUCCCCCUAAACUCUUCUUGCACGAUGGUAGUAGUACAAGUACAACCCAGGUUGUGGGCGAUAUUUACCCCAAUGGCAUGUCAGUGAACUUGUGGGGCAAGCACUUGCAGUUCAGCUCUUUUUUUGUCAACUUCUCCAAAACCAUCCCCAUGAAAUCUGGUCUCGAUGCCUACAACAUGUCAUGGACUCCAGGGAAAACUUUUAGCCUUCUCAGGACAAUGUCCCUUUCUGUCAUUGCUUGCAACUUGGAUGUGUACUUGGUGCGUAAAGACCUUGGUAACCGUGAGUUGGUUUGCAAGGUAUCCUGCCCCAGCAUAGAUAUUGCGGAGCAAGUUUAUAGGCAGGACCGACAUGGCCCUGGGUCGUGUUCUUAUACAUAUUCUGCAUUAACAGUUCACACACUCGAGUUUCAAUUUGUUCCCCACAAGACAGGUAAGAUAAAAACACAAUCUAGACUCAACAUCUUGUGGGAUACAAUCGACAUAAUUAUUAAUAUCUUAAUCAUAUGGAGUAUCCUCGACCAAACGAGCUGCUCCAGGAGCAUGGAUGAUAGCAACUAUGCAUGUGUCAGCCACCACAGCGAAUGCACGGUUCCUCUUGUCGAUGAAGGUUAUAUCUGCAGGUGCAUCAGUGGUUAUGAAGGCAAUCCAUAUAUCUCCGGUGGCUGCUCAGCUGUCCAUGAGUAUGAUUCAAGACCACUUAAGGCGAAUUGUUCUCGACGGUGUGGAGAUAUAAGUGUCCCAUUUCCUUUUGGCAUAGAAGAAGGUUGUUCUGCGAGGAAAACUUUUAAGCUCAACUGCUCAGACACUACACCGCCCGUUCUCUGGCAUAAUAAUGGCUUCGUUGAAGUAACAUACAUAAAUGUCAAUGAGGGGCUCCUGGGAAUCAAAUAUGAGUCGAGUGUUGGAGACGAGUCAUUUAACAUUAUGCUACAAUCUUCAGAAGCUGAUGAACCGAACCUGUAUGUCAAUCCUCUGGAAUCAGCCUCUGUGCAGUGGGCUGUCGCUAAUCUUACAUGCCAAGAGGCGGAAAAAAACACCUCUGGAUAUGCGUGUGUUAGUGUCCAUAGCUUCUGCCUGGGUGUCAUCAGCUCCAUGGAGGGUUAUGUUGGAUACAGGUGUGCAUGCUUGCGCGGUUUUGAAGGAAAUCCAUACAUCCCAGAUGGUUGUGAAGAUAUUGAUGAGUGCAAACGGACACCAGAACUUUGCAAAGGGAAUUGCCAGAACACUAUUGGAAACUACACCUGCACCAAGUGCCCUGAUCAUACAGAGUAUGAUAUAACAAAAAUGCAGUGCACUCCAGUAAGAAAGCAAAAUUUCUACUUAGGUAUUGUGAUUGGGUUAAGCAGUGGCCUUGGCAUGCUACUUUUCGGCUUAACUACGAUAAUUCUCGUUCAAAGAUGGAAAAGAGAUGUCCAGAAGAAACUAAGAAGGAAGUAUUUCCGAAGGAACAAUGGCCUUCUCUUGGAACAAUUGAUAUCAGGGGAUGAAAAUGCGAGCGAGAGGACAAAGAUUUUCUCCUUGGAAGAGCUUAAAAGGGCAACAAAUAACUUUGAUCCUGCACGUAUCCUUGGACGUGGAGGGCAUGGCACAGUCUACAAAGGGAUCUUAUCAAACCAGCAUGUGGUAGCCAUAAAAAAAUCCCAGAUAAUCAGGGAAGGUGAGAUCAGCGAUUUUAUCAACGAGGUUGCAAUUCUCUCUCAGAUAAAUCACCGGAAUAUCGUGAAACUUUUUGGUGCUGUCUUGAAACUGAGGUCCCCUUACUAG